AUGGCGCAACGCCUGGGGUUAAUAUUGGGAUCUGCAACAGUUCCACGAGACGAGAACCCAAAUCGCAUACGGUACGCCUCUGAACAAUCGAGACUCGAAAGUUUUGUCGGCUGGGCAGGCCCUCCAGAGUUACCUCGAAAGAUGGCCGCCGCGGGAUUAUUUUACCUCGGCAUCGGGGAUCAAGUUAGAUGUCAUGAGUGCGGAUCGCGGUUCGGUCUAUGGGAAGAAGGCGAAGAUCCAGCGGCCAGUCACUAUCGCUGGCAGCCUAAUUGUCGGUUUAUUCAGAACAUACCGGGAAUAGAGGCAACACUCACUAGACCCUUCGGUCCGAACGGGUAUCGUAGUUCGCUUAUGCAGGGAGAUCAUUAUAUUAUUCCCGACGUACCCGAACCUCGGGACCCAACCGUGGUCCCUCAAUCCUUGUUACUCGGACGUUUGAACUUGAGUAAACCACGAGCACCUAUGCAUACCGAAUAUGCCGUCUAUGACCGGAGGUUAGAGAGUUUCCACGACUGGCCUACGUCUAGCCCUCAAGGUAAAAAGGGGCUAGCCAAGGCUGGAUUUUGGUAUUCUGGUCAUAAGGAUUAA
Molecule: messenger RNA, 588 nt
Organism: Microplitis mediator
Lineage: Eukaryota; Metazoa; Arthropoda; Insecta; Hymenoptera; Braconidae
Product: baculoviral IAP repeat-containing protein 2-like
Exons: 1
Coding region: 1-588 (195 amino acids)
Biological process (GO): regulation of cell cycle; negative regulation of apoptotic process
Cellular component (GO): nucleus; cytoplasm; spindle microtubule
Molecular function (GO): cysteine-type endopeptidase inhibitor activity involved in apoptotic process
Source: RefSeq, a predicted model, not a curated record